Molecule: messenger RNA, 1074 nt
Organism: Cottoperca gobio
Lineage: Eukaryota; Metazoa; Chordata; Actinopteri; Perciformes; Bovichtidae
Gene: fgfr1op2
Product: FGFR1 oncogene partner 2
Exons: 6
Coding region: 109-783 (224 amino acids)
Biological process (GO): response to wounding
Source: RefSeq, a predicted model, not a curated record
AUCUGAGCCUCUAACGUUAAUGUUGCUCCUGGAUGGGCACUCGUGUUCGCCUGUAGCUAAUGUUAGCUACUUAACAUCAACAGGAAGUACCGGACUAGCUAAACUUCAAUGUCUUGCACUUUGAGUUCUCCAGGUAUGAACUGUACGUUAGAGAACGUCCUGGCUGAUGCCAAAUCAUUAGUGGAGAGGCUUCGUAACCACGACAACGCUGCCGAGAUGUUAAUCGAACAGACGACUUCGCUCAACAAGCGAGUGGAGUCCAUGCAACAGUACCAGGAGGAGAUUGACUCACUGAACCAAGUAGCCCGACACCGUCCCCGCUCCAGUCUGGUGCUGGGAAUCCAACAGGAAAACCGUCAGAUCAGAGAUCUCCAGCAGGAAAACAAAGAGCUCCGGACGUCGUUAGAGGAACACCAGUCUGCGUUAGAGCUCAUCAUGACCAAAUACAGGGAGCAGAUGUUCAGGCUCCUCAUGGCCAGCAAGAGGGACGACCCGGCCAUCGUGACCCAGCUGAAGGAGCAGCACACCACGGAAAUGCAGGCACACAUAGACAAGAUCAAUGAGAUGGCCUCUGUGAUGAGGAAGGCGAUAGAGGUGGACGAGGGACGAAUAUGUGAAGAUGAGGAGAGGAUUAAGCAGCUCGAGCUGGAGAACAGUGGACUCCGAGAGCUGCUGGGCAUCAGUCGCGAGGCUUUCCUGAUUCUGAAGAGAGACGACGCGUCAGAGAACACGUCACUGUCGCCGCUGCUGACCAGUGCUGACGUCAGCUUAAGAAAGAGUUAGAGGGCCCGCGGUGACCCCACCUCCCCCCCCCCCCCCCCCCCUGCUGCCACUACUGUGUACAGUCUAUUGCCACAUACGUACCACUUCAUCUUUCCAGACCCUUCCCUUCUCCUGCAGCAGUCAGUGUGAUGCUGCAGAGCCCGUCAUGCAGUGUGAACAUCUUUCUCUUUUUUGUUGGUACUUUUGUUAUGUUUGCUAACUUUGCCAGCGUGCAUGAGUCUGUGGAGUCUGGAAGAUUUUAAUGUGUGAAUGGGUAAAAGAAGGGCUUGAAAUAAAUCUGUGAACAUGAAA